This is a messenger RNA of Brassica napus (rape), 660 nucleotides long. Its product is annotated as extensin. Bases 107 to 484 code for a protein of 125 amino acids. The transcript has a single exon. NCBI's taxonomy places the organism in Eukaryota, Viridiplantae, Streptophyta, Magnoliopsida, Brassicales, Brassicaceae. The record is from RefSeq and is a predicted model, not a curated record.
CUUGAAUAAAUCCCACAGUUAGUGGUAAUCCUCUAAGUGAACUUCGAUGGGCUAUAUAUAACCUAUAAACAUAGUUAAGUACAAGGAUCUUAACAUUAACCUGAAAAUGGUGUCUCUAAAUCUUUCUUUCGCCUUAGUAUUUAUCUUGGCAAUCUUAUUCACAUUUGCUGAAGCCAACUACAGCAGAAAACUCCUGCAAACUCCCACUAACUACCAGCCAGCAUAUUCUCCUCCAUCUCCUACUCCGGUUUAUUCUCCCCCAGUUAAUCCUCCUCCUCCUACUCCGGUUACUUAUCCUCCUCCUACUCCGGCUUAUCCCCCUCCUGUUGCUCUUCCUCCUCCAGCUCCAAUAAAUUCUCCUCCUCCUCCCGCUCCGAUCAUUCCACCUUUGAAAGCUAAUCCUUCUCCUCAAGCUUACAGAGCCUUUUACUACAGAAAGUCUCCUCCUCCUCCCUCCGGCAAACCUUGGUGGUGGUUGUUAUGAGGCGUUAAAAAGUGGCUCAGGAAAGUACACUUGCAAUGUUCUAAAACAUUAAGAGUGCACCACUGUUGUCUUAUAACAUGGUUUUGAUGUUUGUAGUGAGGUAUUUUGUAUUUUAUUAUUUGGAAUGUCAAAUUUAUUCAUCAGCAAAAAUAUAAAUGUUUUGCGAGCUAUUUGUA